Messenger RNA from Rodentolepis nana, 598 nucleotides. Lineage: Eukaryota; Metazoa; Platyhelminthes; Cestoda; Cyclophyllidea; Hymenolepididae. The record is from the annotation of a GenBank genome assembly.
GGCAAAUAAUCAUUUCAGACCAGUGCUCGGUUUCUUCUUUGUGGAAAAUUUCCCAGAAGCAUGUGAUUGGUACGCUGCGAGAAAACGCUACACCCUUUCCCUGGCAGCAUCAUCAAUUCUUGGUUACCUCGUGGGUUUAGGUGAUCGCCAUCCACAGAAUCUCCUCCUGCAACCAUCUACUGGAGAGCUUGUGCAUAUCGAUUUGGGCAUUGCUUUUGAUCAAGGACGUUUAUUACCCACGCCGGAAAUGGUGCCAUUUCGUUUGACUCGUGAUAUCUCCCAUGCACUCGGACCACUCGGAGUGGAAACCGGUUUUGUUGGCGCAGCUGAAUAUGCUCUGCGAGCCUUCUCUUCUGGAUCCGAAAUAAUUCUCACAUUACUAGAGGUAGGUUUACAAGUUUUGCUGCAUGAUCCGCUCUACUCCUGGUCUCUGUCUCCAGCUCAGCUCUGUGCACUGGAAGCUAGACGGGCUGAAGUUACAGGAGCCUCCGUGUUCCAGAGUGGAGAGAAUUCCGUCGUUGCGGCGGCUACGAAUGCUACUGUCGUCUCAACAAUGACGGGAAGACCAAGAGGUGAGCGAAGUCCCGUUCUUUAUUAA